Molecule: messenger RNA, 2565 nt
Organism: Anneissia japonica
Lineage: Eukaryota; Metazoa; Echinodermata; Crinoidea; Comatulida; Comatulidae
Exons: 5
Coding region: 109-990 (293 amino acids)
Biological process (GO): signal transduction
Molecular function (GO): protein binding
Source: RefSeq, a predicted model, not a curated record
UGCCCUCGUUUAUUUUGGGCUGCUAGUUCUCGGUGUAUGUUUAUUACCAUUGAAUAUUUAAGGCGUUUCUAUUACUCCAUAUAGGACGAUAUAUUUUUAAAAUACAUUAUGAAGGUUCUUUCAUCCGAAUGUAUGCAUAACACAAGGUUACUAACUCUAAUAAGCCUAACAUUUUAUGUGAAGUUGACAAGUACAGCACAUCCCGGAAGUUCGUAUGGGGACAAUGUAGUUUUUAUGUAUGAAGAGAAAUCGGCGCAGUUUAAACCAAGCUGUAAAUGCCAUAUAGAGGGAACUGAAACCUCACAUUUCCACAAGUUGUUCAAGUUAGAAGAAGAUGGACCAAUGUACGAUCUAUGCUACGCAGGGUCAUAUGUAGCUGAAAUAACCCCAACCAAAGCUGUUUGUAAACCAUGUAUAACUGGUACAUAUAACCCAUCUUCAAAUGCUUGUUCAUAUUGUCUGAUGUGUCGAACAUGUGGAGAAUUUGAAAACAGUUAUUUUUAUUUUAUAGCAGAUCACCAAGAAGAAUGCAACGGUAGCCUAGUAGAAAUACCCCGGCUGACAGAAGAUAACAAAAAGACAAUUGCAGAUAAAAGCCUUAGUGACCAUGUCAUCGAACUAUUGGUUAAGGAGAUAGGGAAGGAUUACCGUACUAUUGGAAUCGCUUUGGGGUUGACUCCUGCGAAAUUAGACCGAAUUGAAAUGGACAACAAGAAUCAAAACAUUAUAAACGCUUUUAGAAACAUGCUGUUGGCAGCACGUCAAAUGCAUUCUCCUAAUAAACAGUGUGAAGUGUUUAUCAAAGCAUUUCAAGAUUGCAAUAGACGAGAUCUUGCCGAUAUUAUUAUAAAAAAUGUUGCAACGGAAAGCGGACGAGUGGAUUUAGCAAUUGCCGAUCCUGAAAACGGAACCGAUAAGUGUCUCAAAUACCCAACUGAGGAAGCAGAUGAAAGGCGUUCAACAACCUCCUCAUCCCAUAGCUGCUCAUAGGCUCAUAGCUGCUCAUAGGCUCAUAGCUGCUCAUAGCUGCUCAUAGGUUCAUAGCUGCUCAUAGGCUUAUUUAUAACCAACGGGUAUCCAUAAGAUUUUGUUGAAUUCUACUUAUAAUAAAACUGACCCAUUUUGUAAAUUAAUAUGAUUUAAAAUCAACAAGGAGCUUUUUAGCAAUAGUUGUAAUAGUUUAUUUCUUUCUCAUUGACGAGUGACUUCCUUUCAAGAAACGAAAAAAAUAUUAUGAUGUUGCAGUUUGAGGUUUUUAAGAUCUUUAGUCGUUAAAACUACACAGAAAUUUUGUACAUUCAAGGUUUAUUAGGUCACACAAAUAUCAGUGGAUCAAAUGACAGAAACCCUGAAAGAUUUCUCUAAAAUAUUUGCCUUAAUUUAUAAAACAACAAUUGCAUGACAUUAAUAUUUGUUUUAAUAUAUUAUUCCGUCUGUCGUGGCUUUUUCAAAAUCUAUUAUAAAUAAUUACAAUUACAAACUUAGAGGUUGACCUAAAUUUGAAGCCCUGUGUAGAAUGAAGAUGUAGACAUUGUUUAUAUAUUUUUUGCAUUAGGUUUGCUAACGAUAUUAUAGUAUACUGCACUUGUGCAAUAUACUCUAUGCUGUGUGAAUGGAAUUUUUCUGUAAAAUGGAAUGUGUUAAGGUUCAUUUCAAUUCAUUUGACAGGGACGCCAAGUACAGUUAUUUAUUUAUUUAUUUAUUUGUGACACUUCACCUUUCUAUCGGUGGCACUCACAACCAGUGGUGCGGUCUUACAAAAUAUACAAUAGAAAAAGGAGAGGAUAAUCAAAACAUUAACAGGCAAAACUUAACUAAACUGAACUACAAUGUGAAAUGUAGUUUUAUCAGGUAGUUGUUAAUUGGACCUAUGUUUAGACAAAUGACCAAUGGCUGAUAUCACCUUGUCGAUAAGACUAAGUUUAAAGUAAUUUUGACCUAGUUUCUGCAGUAUACUUAUGUCUCUAUCAGGAGCACAUUCUUAGUUUGUUUGGUAAACAGCAUUGGGAUUUGAUAAUUGUAAUGUUUAUUAGAGUUAAAUGAUUGCGCUAUUUUUUUAUAUACCUAUUAUAUGUAACGCAAGUAAAUAUGUUGAUUUCAUGGUGAUAUAUUCUUGAUUUUUUAGUCAAAUAUUUUAACAAACCAUCAGGAUGAUAUUUUUUUUUAUAAAUAAGGUAUAUAUGCUUACUACUGUUUAUGGGUUCUUGGGUUAUAUUUAACUCUUAUUAUUUAUACAAUAAUUUGAGUUAUUUAAUUAACGCUGAAAUAAAGCAGGAACAAUAAUUUACCUGUAUAGAUAUAAACCAUUCAUUUGCAAUUAAUUGAACAUUUUUUUUUUCAGGAACAUGGUAUUAAUGUAAGACCUAUGUUGAUUUUAUUGCUUUAUACCAAAUACCUCUUCGUUUCAUUUUAUAAUGUUCCGUAUAUAUAUUUGUUUUCAUCACUAAAAUUUUAUAUUUUAUUUUUUUAAAAUUAAUUUUUAAUGCUGUUUAUAUUAUACGUUUUGCUACGGCCCCUCUCUAUUGUUAAACAAGCCUUUUAGGGUUCAUGAGGGUUUGUUUUUGU